AUGCCUUCAAACGAGACUCUUUCCAAUGGCAACGGCCUCGCCCAGGAAUACUCAUUCCCACCUGGUAUCCAUGUCCCGUCAUUGACCUGGUUUAAGAGUGACGAGAGGCAAGAUAUCGACUGGGAUGUUCAAGAGAAGCACUUCGAGUUCCUGAUCUCCAAUGGUCUCCACGGCAUCGUCAUUGCAGGCACAAAUGGUGAAGCAGCGACACUCUCGUCUGCCGAGAAGAUACAACUAGUCCAGCAGGCACGCAAGACAGCACAAAGACUAGGUCGCGGCGACCUGCCCAUCACACUCGGCGGCGUAGCAGGCUCAACACGCGAUGCGAUACAGCAGACUAUUGAGGCGAAGGAUGCAGGUGCAAGCGCAUUCCUUGCGCUCGUGCCCUCAUACUUCCACUUCGCGAUGAACCAGGACGCAAUUGUUGCUUUCUUCCAAGAGCUGGCGGAUACAAGCCCCAUCCCUAUCGUCCUCUACAAUUUCCCAGGUGUCGUAGCUGGCCUAGACAUCAACUCUGAGAUGCUAGACAUCCUAGGCAAGCACCGCAAUAUCGUAGCUGUCAAGCUCACAUGUGGCGGUAUUGCUAAGGUUGCAAGGAUAUCCGCUUCUUUCAACAAGUCAGAGUUCGUUGCAUUGGCUGGACAGAGCGACUGGUUGAUUCCAGCCUUGAGCGUGGGUGGUGUGGGCACAAUCACCGGCGUUGCAAACUUGUACCCCAGGACUUGUGUACACAUGUUCGACCUCUACCAAUCUGGCAAGCAUGCUGAGGCCUCCGCUCUCCAAGUCAAGUUGUCAGUCACCGAAUGGGGUUUUGGGAAGAGUGGCAUCAACGGCACCAAGUACGUGGUCGCACAUAAGAGAGGAUAUCCAGAGUCGAGCGCAGACUGCAGGAGGCCGUACCCCCGGUACACUGACGAGGAAAAGAGGAAAUGGGUCGUCAACCAAGUGUCUGGGCUUGAUGAGAUUGAGGCGUCGUUGUAG
This is a messenger RNA of Ascochyta rabiei, 981 nucleotides long. RefSeq lists its product as uncharacterized. Gene Ontology annotation, molecular function: 4-hydroxy-tetrahydrodipicolinate synthase activity. The transcript has 2 exons. The record is from RefSeq and is a predicted model, not a curated record. NCBI's taxonomy places the organism in Eukaryota, Fungi, Ascomycota, Dothideomycetes, Pleosporales, Didymellaceae. Bases 1 to 981 code for a protein of 326 amino acids.